AUGUACCCGAUCAUGCCUCUUAUCAGACCAUCUACUCUAGUCGAAUGGCUAAAUCGACCGACGGAACCACAUGAGCAAACUAUGUUAUUUGCUCUAUGCGCACUGGUUACCGCGUUUAUGUGUGGUCGCAGCGAAUCCAUUAUCGGGUGCGGAGAAUGGGCAAUGGUCGCGCGGAGGUUCAUAGAAAAGAGCCACUCCGUGCGGUCGGAAUAUAACUUCAUAGAGGAUAGCACUCCUUUAACGCUUCUCGCAUCAUUCUUUGUCGCAGUUACGCACUUUGAAUUGCAUGAUGCUCGGCAAAGUUGGUUUUACCUCCGCGAAGCUAUAACCCUGGCGCAGGUGCUGGGCUUGCAUACGAACGACUUCUACCGGGACAUGGAUUAUGUCAGCGCCCUGUACUGCCGUCGAAUCUACAACAUUCUGUUCGUCACGGAGAGAUCUUUAGCGGUAGCAAGACAUAAACCGGUCCUUCUACCUCGCCCGUUACUUCUUCCUGCUCCCGGGCCGAACGAUCAGGUAGAGGGUCUGGAAGAACAGCCGGAAAUUGACCUCGGAUUUCGCCUGCUUGUUCACGUUUAUUCGCAGAUCGAUGUCAACUUUUUGGACUUCUGGAGCGAAACGGGGGCAAUCGGCUCUACCCAUUCGACAUGGGACCCUUUUUGCUCAGAAUUGCUCCCGGACUGCGGCGCGAUACCUGACACACAGAAAGCUGAUAUUCUUGUGACACAGCACUGGCUUGACCUGAUGCUAUGGAGAGCGGCCCUUCAGCAGGGGUUACUUACUAAUAAGGCUGGAUCACGGUCUAGGACGUUUUCAUAUCCAGAGGAAAUUGCGCUAUCCUUGCUACAGACAUUAACAUCAAUUUCUAAAGAGUCAGUGGAGGUACAUGGACUGGGCAUUGUGCGUCUUACGACCUAUUCCUACAUUGGCUUGAGCUAA
Messenger RNA from Penicillium subrubescens, 939 nucleotides. RefSeq names its product fungal specific transcription factor domain-containing protein. Lineage: Eukaryota; Fungi; Ascomycota; Eurotiomycetes; Eurotiales; Aspergillaceae. The record is from RefSeq and is a predicted model, not a curated record. The transcript has a single exon. Bases 1 to 939 code for a protein of 312 amino acids.